CCAUGGAAUCCCACUUCUCAUUAGUCUUCUUCUCCUUCCUCACAAUCUCCAUCCCAAUUCUAUUCAAGAGUCCCCUCGUCGAAGCCGAAGAUUAUGCGGUCGGGGAUUCCGAUGGAUGGACGACCGGGAUAAACUAUCUCGAGUGGUCGGAAAAGUACAACUUCACAGUAGGAGACACCUUAGUCUUCAAGUAUGUCCUCAAUCAACACAAUGUUUAUCAAGUGACCGAAACUACGUUUCGAUCUUGUGAUGCGAGCUCCGGAGUCAUUUCGAUACAUUUAAGUGGCAAUGACCGAAUCGAACUUACUGAGCCAACCAAAUACUGGUUCAUCUGCAACACGAAGGGGCACUGCAAAGGAGGGAUGAGGUUCGGUAUCAACGUCACAGCCACGAGCGGAGAAACUCCACCGCCGCCAAGCGGAGAAACUCCACCGCUGCCAAGCGAUGGCAGCUCUUCACCACCUCCGCCCGCUCCGGUGACAGCCCCCGGAGGCAAUGCCGCAGCACACGGCCGAGAAAUGAGGUGGUGGUUAUGUGCACCGGUGGUGCUGUUUGACUUGGUUUAUUGGUAGACUUGGUCUCAGUGCAUUGAUUGGUUGCUCAUUUGUGUUUGUUUGCUGUAUUAUCAUUCAAAUCAUCGGUUUGUAUUAUAAAUGCAACUCUGUAAUGGAAGUCAAAUAAAUAAAUCAAUCAGUUCAACAAUACUAAUAAAAAAAAAUAAAAGAAUGUACUGCUCGGUUAGUCCAAUUCUACAAUUAGUUAAAAUCAAGAAGAGGAAAAGAAAAAUAAAUAAAUAACACUUGAGCCUAGAGACGAUGAAACCGGUGUCUGGCAAACAAAGACAUGACUUUUACAAACUAUAGUUAACCUUUAGUGGUGAACUUAGCCGAGGAAUGACAACAGGCUAACAAUGAGCAGGCAUC
Molecule: messenger RNA, 923 nt
Organism: Dioscorea cayenensis subsp. rotundata (Guinea yam)
Lineage: Eukaryota; Viridiplantae; Streptophyta; Magnoliopsida; Dioscoreales; Dioscoreaceae
Product: mavicyanin-like
Exons: 2
Coding region: 3-572 (189 amino acids)
Cellular component (GO): plasma membrane
Molecular function (GO): electron transfer activity
Source: RefSeq, a predicted model, not a curated record